Messenger RNA from Folsomia candida, 1768 nucleotides. RefSeq lists its product as uncharacterized. The coding region runs from base 191 to 1501 and encodes 436 amino acids. Lineage: Eukaryota; Metazoa; Arthropoda; Collembola; Entomobryomorpha; Isotomidae. The transcript has 6 exons. The record is from RefSeq and is a predicted model, not a curated record.
AGAUAUGCACUAUGCAGUGUGUGUAUAUGUUGCAUAUCGUACUCGUCGUAUAGCUUUACGGUUUGCAUUUCGUUUAAACAAGUCAUAUCCGUGUGGUUGAAGAUUUUUCUUUCUUGUUGCUGUGGUGUGUGAUGUAGCAAAACGCGACUGAAAACGAAUUAAGAAAAGUAAAUUAAAUAUUAUCGUCAAAAUGAAGGUCUCGUGUUCCGUGAUGCUUGGCUAUUUUGCCAUUUUUGUGGCAAUUGCCAGCGCAUCUCCAUUGACAUUGGAGCGAGAAAAAGAGGCCGAUAAGUCGAUGAGCGUUGUGGAUGUUCCAGCUGGACUUUUCGAACCAGAAGUUGUUGCAGAAGACAAGCCAAAACCUGCUGUGCUAGUGGAAAAGACAAAGACAGAAGCAGUCGGAGAUGUCGUCAAGCCUGUUGAGAAAGUCGAGGACACCAAGAAAGUCCAAUUGGGAGAAGGCGUACCUCCAGCUUCAGAAGACGGUCCCAACGUCUUCGGAAUUAGAUUCCCGUCUAUUUUGAUAAUUCGAAGACCACAAGUUUUCCAAGAUCCAUUUGCUGGAUUCCAGUCUCCAUUUUUUGGUGGAUUCAAUCGAAGACCAAUUUUUGCUCCACCUCCAUUCGUCGAUUCUGCUGAACAACCAGAGCAAGUGAAAGAACGCGAAACAAUUGGGGCACAAGAUUCCAAGGUGGAAGAACAAAGGCUAAACCAGACUGUCUCAAACGUUAUUCAACGCAUGCACCAACAAUUCAACAACGUGUUUGCCAAUUUAUUCAACCCACAAGGUUUCGCUAUGCCACAAAGGCCAAUUUUCCCUCAAUUCCCCCCUCAACCUUUUUUCGCCAGACCAAGCAUUUUCUCCCCUUUGCCUGAUGACUCUUCUGAGGAGGACGCAUUGAAUUUCGACAAACUUCCAGCCAACUACAAGAACUCGACCUCGGAAACUAAAGUGAUUGACGGUCAACUUGUUACCGUGAAUAAGACGGUUCACAAAAUUAGCGGAAAUAAUUCGAAUGGAUUCUUCCACUUUUCCGUCAUUAAUGUUAGACCUAAUGCUCCGGAAGCUGUCCCUGAGGCUGAAGUAGUGGCACCUGCACCCAUUACCCCUGUAGUCACCCCCGCCGAGUCCGUCCCCCCACAGACUGUGGUGCCCACGGAGGAGAAGACGCCGGAAGUCAUCGUGGUAGAGAUGGAUCCAGCAAUGAAUGAAGUCGAUCGUGCCGAUAACGAGCAGCUCCCUGAAGUUGAACUGAAAAGUACCUAUGAAAUAAGGGGAGACAAUGGCGUCCUUCCUACAAAUGGACAGGAAUUGACAGCAGAUGAAGACAUGGUCAAAAUUGUUCCAAUUCAAUCAGAAAAACUUAUUCAAGGUUCAAAGGGGAAGCCAUUUACUGAUCUUGCCAGCGACAUUCGAGUCAAUAAUUUAAUGGAAAACUCGAAACAAGCACGAGUACGUGCGUUAUUUGACCCAGAGGAGGUCGAAAUCUUUGAAGUUUAAACAUUUCUCAAAAACAAAUUAUACACAAAUUUGCGUAAAAAGAUCAUCGUUAUCUGUGAUAACUUAUCACCAUCAUCCAAUUAUGCGGAAUUACUUUACACAAAUAAUUAAUUCUCAUCCAUCUCUUGUAAGUUAUUAACGUUUCUAGUUUACUCAAAGAUAUAAAACACAUUCAUUAUUUAAACAACUCUGUAAUAACAACAAUGACUUAUGAUAUUAUUGAACACAUUAUUGAAAAAAAUAAAAUAUCUAUCUGCGGUAUGAUUA